This is a messenger RNA of Protopolystoma xenopodis, 1750 nucleotides long. NCBI's taxonomy places the organism in Eukaryota, Metazoa, Platyhelminthes, Monogenea, Polystomatidea, Polystomatidae. The record is from the annotation of a GenBank genome assembly.
UGGGAGGAUGGUUGGAUCGAGGUCGGAGAAGAGCUGCGACAGGAGCAGAAUGAAGUGGAAACCGCUGACCGAGACGAGCCUGCUGGCCGUCUUCAAGUCGUUCUGCCGAUGGACCAGCAUCCGAGGCCUGCAGCAUGUGGUGCGAGCCGAGAAUCCGGUCAUUCGAAUGCUGUGGGCCGUCUUUGUUGUCAUCAUGUUCAGUGCCAAUGUGGCCUUGGUGGCUUUGCUGUUGUCGCGCUACUAUCGGUUCAACACGAUCGAGAUCAUCAAGACGCGUCGCGGUGUCGAGGUCGAGUUCCCCUCGGUCACGGUGUGCAAUGUGGAUCCGGUCAACUCGGAUCGCAUCUACUGCCUCAAGCAUGCCAACAACAAUUCGUGCGGUCUGGACGAGAAGUACGCGGACAUUUUGGAGAAGUACAAAGAGGCGGACGACUUUCGACGUGAAAUGAAGAAUCGUUCCAUCUGGAACCGCAUGGAGGACAACAGUCUGGUUGCCGUCUUCUAUCAGAUGAUCGGCAUGGAGGCGGCCAAUCAGAUAAGCCACCAACAAAACGACUUUAUCAUUCGUGAAUUCUGCGAGGUGACGACGCUGGAGCGCGGCGGCAUUCUGAAACGACGCAACUGCGACGAAGCCUCGGUGGUGGUGUUCAAUUUCGUCACCUACAAAUACUUCAACUGCUACACUCUCACCAUCUCCAACCGCAGCAUCAGCACGCAGGCCAUCCGACUCAGCAUCAUUCUGUACCUGGACGAGGAGGAGGACCUCAACUGCCAGCCUCAUUGCACGCACGAGUUCACCGAGUGGGCCGGCGGCAAGGUGGUCAUCCAUCCGAUCUACUCGUAUCCCAUGAUCGAGGAGACGGGCAUGAACCUGCUGCCGGGCGCCUCGAAUCAGAUUCUGAUCAGCGAAAUUCGCGAGGUCGAGAAGAAGCUGAUCUCGUCGAACAACUGCGAGCCGAACAUUCACAAGACCCUACCAAUCGCCUUCUUCAACAACAGCGCGAAGGAGUUCCAAGCCAAAGACAUCAUGUACACCGACACGCUGUGCGUCAGUCUGCUCUCACAGGCCGAGACGAUUCGCGAAUGCCGCUGCAUCGACUUUCUGUUGCCGGUGCCGGGCGAUCUGCGCGAUCACAUCACCCGAUUGCCGUUCUGCGGCAACCUGUCGAGUCCGCACAUCGACGAGAAGCUGGGCUGCAACCAGCGCGUUCGACAGGAGCAGCAGGAGGAGUUCAUCAAAAGUUGCCCCACGCGAUGCAUCAAGCGCGAGUUCAACUUCGAACUGACCCAACUGCGCUGGCCGCAGAAACCGCGAGUGCUCAAAUAUCUCCAACGCCUCGAUAAGCGCAUCUUUUCGCAGGGAAAAUUCAAGGUCUACGAACAGAUCAUGGCGCUGGUGCGCAACAAUCAGACGCAAGAGGCGAUGCAGCAUCUACAGCAGACGCACAUUUUCGAGAACAACUUUCUCCAGGUCGACAUCAACCGGCCCAGCUACGACACUUUGGUGGCCUACUCGGAGAAUGAAGAGUACACUCUGACCACAUUUUUGAGCCAAAUCGGAGGCAUUUGCAGCAUCUUUCUCAGCUUCACCUGCGUCACGGUGCUUGAACUCGUCGAACUCGUCUUCCGCUUCUUCAUCGUCCUGUGGGUCGGCAAAACGGCCGGUCGAGUGCGCAUCUGCCCUCGUGGGCAGCCGAGGCUGCGGCGCCAUUCGAUCGUCGUGAAAACGGGCCAUCCGUCAAGCGUGGCC